CUUAUUUUCCUUUAAGAUAGAUGAUAAAAUAUAUCUCAAAAUGUCAAGUUUUUUUUAUUUACGUACACAUUAUAUAUCAAACGAUAAAGGACAAUCAGCGGAAUGUAAAAAUCGAUUGAGGCGUAAACAGUCGAAAUUUUUGUUGAUUAGACUACAUAAAAUGAUCGACAAAAUAUAUGAAGAAUGGAAGAAUUAUUAGCGAGACCGAAUUCGGAUGGAAAGUUAGAGAUUGAUCCAUUAGAGGUUAACGAGGGCGAAAGAAGUGAGAAUGUCGAGAGGCACGAAAACGGAAAGACUUUGUUCUCAAAUGGCGAUAUGUAUGUCGGUCAAUAUCGUAACGGGUUUAGGCAUGGCGAAGGUACCUAUGUAUUUAAAAACGGUGCCCGAUAUAACGGCGAUUGGAGACACGGACAGAAAUACGGGCAAGGGACCUUUUGGUACCCUGACGGAACGCGAUACGAAGGGGAAUGGAGACGUAAUGCGAAACACGGCUUCGGUACUUAUUGUUAUAUGAACAAUGACAUUUAUGAAGGCUCGUGGAAGGAAGAUCUUCGUCAUGGUAUAGGAACGUAUUUAUAUGCUGACACAGGGACGAAAUAUAUAGGUACGUGGAUGGAAGACCGCAUGCAAGGACCCGGACAACUCAUUCAUGCGCGCUAUCAAUUUCAUGGUUUUUGGAAGAUGAAUUUGCCGUACGGACGUGGUUGCUUCACUUUUGAGGACGUGUGUAUGCAGCAUGGUCAUUACAUACACGAGACCGAUAAUGACGUUGAAAAGGGAACAUUGAAAGAAGAAUCAUCUCCGAAAAUGGGCUUCCUACUGAUGUGGCGCGCACGUUGUAUCACUCCUUAUAACCCGGAAUUAUUGCCGCCGGAAACAGUAUUCCUGCGAGAGGAAGUGUCAACGGAAUCUUCACUCAUCAAAGACGAAGAUGAUGUUAGGCCAAAGAUCGAAGGGUCCUCCGAUUACCUGGAAGAUUAUCACGAAGAACAUUAUCAGGAAAAGGAACUGUCGUCUCAGAUCGACAGUCUUUAA
This is a messenger RNA of Cyphomyrmex costatus, 1035 nucleotides long. RefSeq names its product radial spoke head 1 homolog. The coding region runs from base 184 to 1035 and encodes 283 amino acids. The record is from RefSeq and is a predicted model, not a curated record. Lineage: Eukaryota; Metazoa; Arthropoda; Insecta; Hymenoptera; Formicidae. The transcript is spliced from 6 exons. Gene Ontology annotation, biological process: spermatid development; axoneme assembly. Gene Ontology annotation, cellular component: nucleus; motile cilium.